Molecule: messenger RNA, 5403 nt
Organism: Rubroshorea leprosula
Lineage: Eukaryota; Viridiplantae; Streptophyta; Magnoliopsida; Malvales; Dipterocarpaceae
Source: the annotation of a GenBank genome assembly
CAAGGAAGAGGCUUGGUAACUUGUUGUACAGAUAGAGAGAAUAUGAGAGAGAGAAGGGGAGUCAGAGAGAGGAGCGAUGGAUUCGGAGCUAGAGGAAGAAGGACAUCAUGGAAUUGGGAAAGAUUCAAUCAAAGGAGAGGGAUCCGUCAGGAGCAGAAACACGAGGCAGAAGCAGCUCACAGGAACAGACGGAGGAACCAAGACAUCUGGGGCUACGAUCGACGUAUAUACAACCAAGCCACUGUCUUCUUCUUCACAAACUUUCCUGACGAAUGGAGCUAUGAAAACAUGUGGCAAACUUUCCGAAGAUUUGGAAGAGUAUUGGCCAUUUAUAGCCCACCGAGGAGAACAAGGAGGGGGAGCAGGUUUGGUUUUGUCAGAUUCCUGGAGGUUAAAGAUGAAUGGGAACUGGAGCACCAAUUAGACCAGAUCCGAAUAGGAGACUUCAAACUUUGGGUCAAUAGACCAAAGUUUACGGAAAAGGAAAGCCACAGAGAUUCGGACCAUAGGCUUUGCAAAAAAGAAGGUGUAAGAGGGCAAAGGUCCUAUGCCGAUGUUGUGAAGGGAAACAGCGAAGAAGAGUCAAAUCGGGUGAAUAAACCAGAAGCAACAAGAGAUCCAUCUCUAUGGCAACAAAAGAGAGGCGACAGGAAAAAAAGCCAGUCACAAGUCUGGUUACCGAAGGACAAAGAACAGGUGAAGCAUAGCUUAGAGUUCAAGGUGCAGGAGGAAGACUUAUCUUGGCUGGAAGGAUGCUACGUUGGGGUAGCUCACUCAGUAGAGAUAAUCCCGAACUUACAGGAAAAAUUCUUUAUGGAAGGCUACUUCUCCUGUAAAGUAAGAGCAAUGGGAGGAAAACUAGUGCUAUUUGAGGGAGGAGACAAAGAGGAGAUUAAGGAUCUGGUUGAACAGGCAUCUCAAUGGCUAGGACAAUGGUUUUCGGAGGUUAAUCCUUGGAAUACAUCAAUGGUUUCCAGAGAAAGAUUUGUCUGGUUACGAUGCCAAGGGGUUCCAGCCCAUGCGUGGAGACCGGAUUUCUUCGCCGCAAUUGGCGCAGUAUGGGGUAAAUUCAUCACUUUGGAUGACAGCACCAGUCUGAAGAAAAGAUUGGACAUUGGACGCCUCCUGAUCUCCACUUCAGCAAUGGAGUUCAUUUCGAAGGUCAUGAAUGUCAAAGUUAAUGGAGAGCCUUUCAUCAUUAAAGUUAUGGAAGAAGAGGCCUCAAAUGGCAUUUUUUCUAUGAAAUCAGAUCAUUUGUUUAACUUGAUGAGUGAAUCUGAUAAUGAUGCUUUGGAAUCAUGGUCUGUGGAUAGUGAUUUUGAUAAUGAAAUUAUGGAGUCCGUCCAAGAAGGCGGUGGGUCUAAGGGGGUUCGGAGCUUGCUGGAUGGAAAGUUGGAAGAAGAUGACGUGGAUGAGGAUGACAUAGAGACGGACACGGAAUCAAGGGGUGAGCUGGCUCAUAUCCGUUGGAAGAAGGAGCGGCAAAAUGGAAAAGAAGACCAGAUUUCGGUUGUGAAUGACGUCUCGUUUAAUGCUGAAGGUUACCAAGAAGAUUUAGCAGAAAGCGGGGAAAAGAGAGAUCAUUUUCAAAACCCCGGAAAUCUUGACAUGACGCCAGCAGAUUGGGUAACAGUGCCUGAAACCCAACCAAUCGGUCAAAAGAAACAACAUCCGAGGGGUGAGGACGUUGGGCCAUACAAGCAUGCAAACCCAAUAGAUCAAGAUGGACGCGGGACCAAAAUAAUCUCAGAAUUAGCCCAACAGGAGCUUUACGGGCCAGUGAUCAGAGGGCCAAAUGCUGUGGAAGUUUGUCACUCGAGGGAGGAUGUGGGGGCUAAUCCAAUAAACUCUAAUUGUGCUGAUGUGGAAGCAUCAUCUCAGAAGGACCAAGAGAAGGAAAAUAGUAGCACCGGCUCGAGACCUUCCCAGAGGGCGCAGAAGGAGCAUAGUUUCUGGGAAGGCUUCAUGACUGAAUCAGGAACUGAAAAAGAGUGGAUGGGGCGAAAUCUUAGGAGGAUAAGCAAAUUUAGGAAGAAGAAAAGCAGAUCCUGCGGGUCGGUGUACAGACAAGGUGCAAAAAGAUCAAAAGAAAGGGAAGCCGAAGAGGGGAGGCCAAAAUUCCAUCCGGGAUCCCAAAACCAAGUCGCAGGAGAAUCCGUCAACGAUAGCGGAAUCGGAAACAGAAAUGAGAUCCUAAAGAGAGCACAGGAACCGUGUAUCGCAGAGAGGAUCUGGGAGUUUGCAAAGGAAAUCGGAGCAGGUCACAAGGGCAAUGAGCAUGAGGUAAUUCGAAGGAUAAAGGACAUGGAGGAAAGGGACAAGGAGCUGUUCAGGAUAUCAAAGGUUAGUACUGAUGUUCUUGGGGGGACGGAGGGUCGUAAAUUCACUUGGUAUCAGCCAAAUGGAACAGUUAUGAGUAGGUUGGACAGGUUCCUGCUCUCCGAACAAUGGGGUCUCAAUUGGGGGGAUGUCAAACAAUGGGGAUUGAAGCGAACAAUAGCGGAUCACAGUCCAAUUUUACUAAAAAAUCAAACAAUCGAUUGGGGCCCCAAACCUUUCCAAUUUUUUGAUAUGUGGAUCGAAAUUCCAGAGUUCAAGGAGUUAGUGAGAAGAACAUGGAGGUCGACAGAGAUCACAGGAUGGCACGGUUACCGUCUAAAAGAAAAACUUAAGGAAACUAAGAAUGUUCUGAAGGUCUGGAGUAAGAGUAUUAUGCCUGAGGUGGACUCCAACAUUCAAAAAUGCAAGGAGUCAAUUGCGGCUUUGGACCUGAAGGCAGAAACAUCCGCGCUAUCGGCUGAGGAAGUGGAUCUGAGAAAGAACAGCUUUUUACAAUUGUGGAGAUGCCAGAAAAUGAAGGAGAGCAUGUGGCGUCAAAAAGCUAGGAAGUCAUGGAUGAAAGAUGGGGACGCGAUCACCAAAUUUUUUCAUAGAUGUGUUAAGGGAAGAAGGAGAAGGAACGAGAUAGUUAGUAUUCAAGUGGGAGACAAAGUCACGGACCAGGUUAAUGAGAUCAAGGAAGAGGUGGCCAACUAUUUCGAGAAGAUAUUCUCAGAAGACAGAUGGCAGCGCCCCCACCUCGAUGGGAUUGCAUUUAAAAUGAUCUCGGAGGAUGAGAAUUCUCUAUUGCUUGCUCCGUUCAGUGAAGAGGAGGUAAAGCAAGCGGUAUGGAAUUGCGACUGCUCUAAAGCACCAGGACCAGACGGUUUCAACUUCAGGUUCGUAAGAGAAAUGUGGGAGGAAAUCAAGGAUGACAUGAUGGGCUAUGUGGAAGAUUUUUACAAGCACGGGAAACUGGUCAAAGGGAUAAACAGUUCGUUCAUCGUGUUGAUCCCCAAAGUGAUAAAUCCCCAAAAAAUAGAGGAAUUCCGCCCCAUAUCCUUGAUUGGGGUGAUGUAUAAGGUGAUAGCAAAGCUCCUUGCUAAUAGACUCUGUGCAGUGGUGGACAAAAUAAUAGGAGAAUGCCAAAUGGCGUUUGUUGGAGGAAGACAAAUGGCGGACAGCAUUGUUAUUGCCAACGAAAUAAUUGAUGAAGCAAAGAGAAAGAAGAAAGCUAGUUUUGCAUUGAAAGUAGACUUCGAAAAGGCGUAUGACAAUGUAUAUGAUACAAUCCUGUUUGGUAAAGCAGAGGAAGAGAAUAUAUGGGCAGCAAAGAGUAUCAUGAGAACCUUCGAGUUGGUGUCGGGUUUGAAGAUUAACUUCGGAAAAAGCCAGCUCAUGGGCAUAAGUGUUUCAGACGAAUGGAAGACAAAGAUGGCUUAUAUAUUGAAAUGUAAGCUAGGAGCCUUUCCCUGUAAGUACCUUGGAGUACCAAUAGGAGGCAACGGUAGAAACAUUAAGGUAUGGAAACCUUUAAUCGAGACUUUUAAGAGGAAAUUGUGCUCAUGGAAGGGCAGGUUCUUAUCCCUUGGCGGAAGAAUCACACUCCUCAACUCCGUGCUAUCCAACAUUCCGGUUUACCUCAUGUCAGUACACUUGCUCCCUAAAGGCGUGAUCCUCAGCCUUGACAAAAUUCGUAGGAACUUCCUAUGGGGGGGUGAAGAGGGGAAGAGAAAAACCAGCUGGGUUUGUUGGGAUAUGGUAUGUAAAAGCAAAAUGGAGGGUGGGCUCGGAGUGAAAGAGUUGAGAAGCUUCAAUCUCGCAUUGUUGGGCAAGUGGUGGAGCAGGUUAGCAAGUGGGAAUAAUGGCCUUUUUUGUAGGAUCAUUGAAGGAAAAUAUGGGAGUGUGGACAGCCAUUGGCUUGAGUGGGUUCAAGAGAAUGGCCUUAAGGGAUCAAGCUGGUGGAGGAACAUUUGCAAGCUAGACCACAUUGCGCAGAAUAAAAGGGGAUGGCUCAGUGACGGAUUUAAUCUUAAAAUGGGAGAAGGGAACACUGUGAGAUUCUGGAAGGAUAUGUGGACUGGGAACCAAUCUCUUGCUGACCAAUUCCCUGCACUGUUUCGGGUGUCCUCAAGGAAAGAAGACAGAAUCUGUAAUAUGGGUGAAUGGAGGGAUGGCAAAUGGGAAUGGUUUGUACGGUGGAGAAGAUCACUAUUUGAAUGGGAGAAAAAUAAGUGGUCUGAGCUCCAAGCUUUACUGGACAUCUCCAAACCUGUACAAGAGCAGAAAGACAAGUGGGAAUGGAAGCAUGAUAAAGAUGGUGUGUAUACAGUCAAAACAGCAUACAGGGUGAUCUCAAGCAACAAUGGUCAUGGGAAAGCAUGGAUUUUCAAAAGGAUAUGGAGCAGGUUAGUUCCAUCAAAGGUUAGUGCCUUCGCUUGGCAACUCAUUCAAGACAGAAUCCCCACUAAAAUCAACUUAUUCAGAAGGGGCAUUAUCACUGAUACUAACCUAGUGCUAUGUGGAUUGUGUGGGGAAAGCACAGAAGACAGCAAUCACCUGUUUAUUCACUACAGAAAUACUUGCUCGGUGUGGCAAAAAUGCUUGCAAUGGUGGGGGAUUUCAACGGUUAUGCCGAACACAUGCCAUGAAUCCUUCGAGCAACACCAAUCCUAUUUCAAAGAAUCAUCAGUGAGAGCAGGGUGGGAUGUGGUUUGGUUAGCAUUCACAUGGUCCAUAUGGAUGGCAAGGAAUGGGAAGAUUUUUAAGAACUCUGUUUAUGAAGACAACAGAAUUUUCGAACUUGUUCAACUCAGAGCUUUCAACUGGAUCAAAGGUAAAGCAAAUGGUUAUUCUUUUACCAUGUAUGAGUGGAUGAUGGAGCCAGUGUUGUGCGUUAAAGCUAAACGGAAGAAGUAACCCGGACUUGCAAGAACAAAAUGUUUCUGCAGGUAUUUUUGUGACUGAACCGUUCUGAACCUCAGCUUGCAGCUAAAUGGUUCCGAUAGGGUCAGGAACAGUGCUGCUGGUUUUUGUCCAGCUAUUGUAAUUUGUUUUAAGGGCAGGGGUACCCCUUGUACUCCA